This is a messenger RNA of Zalophus californianus (California sea lion), 936 nucleotides long. Its product is annotated as developmental pluripotency-associated protein 2-like. Gene Ontology annotation, molecular function: chromatin binding. Bases 1 to 936 code for a protein of 311 amino acids. NCBI's taxonomy places the organism in Eukaryota, Metazoa, Chordata, Mammalia, Carnivora, Otariidae. Gene Ontology annotation, biological process: system development. Gene Ontology annotation, cellular component: nucleus. The record is from RefSeq and is a predicted model, not a curated record. The transcript has a single exon.
AUGGCGCACUCAACUUACGAGAACAAUGAGCAGCAGGAGAGCAAUCUUCAGAAAGAAUGGUGUCAGAAUGGAGUUUGGAAUGCUAGGAAAUUAUUGCAUCUACCAGUGAGAGUUGAUGAUAGCUGGAGUUGGGAAUCAUCGGGAAUCAUGAUAGAAGUUUGUCAUCCUCACAUAAAUGAACAAUUCAAGUUUUGCCCAAAACAUAAUUGUAAUACACCAAUCCUUCCCUUGCCAACCAGUUUGCCUCCAUUUAAUAAAGUACGUUGGGACACUUUGCGGAGCCGGUGCCAACAAUUGAAUUUGAGUACCGAUGGCCGGAAAAUAGAGGUUUAUCUGAGGCUCCAGAAACAUGCUUACCCUGGAAUAAACCAGAAUAUUCCUGAAACAUCACCAGAAGCUAAAUUGCAGUCAUGUUCGAGGAAAGGCAAGAUGGUGGCCGAGAAAGCAAGGCUUUGGAAAAGUUGUAAGAAGAGUGAGAGAGAGGAAGGGAUUAAUACCGUCGAGGUGGUAACUUCAGUACAGGAAGGCGUGUUGGCAGCAUGGUCAAGAAUUGCUGCAAGAGCCAGUCAAUCCAAGUCUGUGAAUUCACGUUCCAUUCCUGCUUCUGUUGAGACCUUUCUGCUGCAAGCCUCUGGUGUCCGGUGGUGUGUGGUCCAUGGCAGACCCCUCUUGGCAGACACACAAGGCUGGGUUUGCCUGCAGUUUCAUGCAGGUCAGGCCUGGGUGCCUGACACUCCCAAAAGGAUGAUCUCUCUCUUCCUGUUACCUGCCUGCACGUUCCCAUCCCCAGGCCUAGAAGACAAUAUGUUAUGUCCUGAAUGUGCUAAGAGAAAUAAGAAGAUGAUGAAAAGAUUAAUUGCACUGGGGAAGGAAAAGCGACCUCAUUUGAACAGACCAACAUUCCCUUUGGAUGGGCCAUAUCUUAAUAAGGAAUAA